Molecule: messenger RNA, 2304 nt
Organism: Papilio machaon (common yellow swallowtail)
Lineage: Eukaryota; Metazoa; Arthropoda; Insecta; Lepidoptera; Papilionidae
Exons: 5
Coding region: 1-2304 (767 amino acids)
Source: RefSeq, a predicted model, not a curated record
AUGAAUACAGAAUGUUUUAAAAGCUUAAAGGAAAUUUUAGAUACUACGAAGGAAUGUUUGAAUUCUCUUGAUAAUCUCGGCGUGGAUACCUCCACAUGGGAUGCAAUUGUCGUACAUUUAGUUGUAUCCAAAUUGGACUUAGAAACACACAAACAAUGGGAACAGUCACUUGGAUCAUCUCAAGACAUACCCACAUUUACCAUUUUAUCAUUAUUUUUAGAAAAUCGUUUCUGUUCCAUGGAGAUGGGUCGCUCCGUUAAUGCGUGUAGACAGAGCACCACCUGUAGAAAAUGUAGUCGACGACAUCACACUCUGUUGCACUUCACAAACCCUAACAAGACCACAUCAGUGCCAGAAAACGAUGCAGCAACACCCAGUACACCUGAAACAAGUCAAACCACAUCAACCGUCGUUUACAAGACUGAGGUUGACAGCAACAGUGAGGAAACGAAUAUAUCAAGAUUACCAUCACAAGAGCUCCCAUCAGAUACCUGGCCUUCUUCUGAGAUUUCAGAUCUUGCAGAUCCACACUUUCACAAACCAGGAUCUAUUGACGUGCUAUUAGGUGGAGUUGUAUAUGCGCACAUUUUUCUUGACGGAAUAAUAAAACGCAAUGAGUCUCUGGUCGCUUUGAACUCAAGAUUGGGCUGGCUGGUAAGCGGCGAAGUGGCGCAGUCUGGCCAUCAGUCACACAAAGUAGUUGUUAUGCACACACAAGUCGAAGUUGAUCAGUUACUACGUCAGUUUUGGGAGGUCAAUGAAGAUUCACCAAACGUGAAGCCUCUGUCAAAAGCUGAAAGACAGUGUGAAGAGCAUUUUAAGAAAACUCACACUCGAAACACUGACGGUCGAUAUAAGGUUCGCCUACCCUUCAAGGACGAAGACGCUCCAAAUUUAGGCAACUCCAGACAACUUGCUUUGAAGCGCUUACAUCAGAUGGAGAAUAAGUUUAAGCGAAUACCCGAAUUUCACGAAGAAUACUGCAAGUUCAUGAGGCAAUAUGAGUCACUCGGUCACAUGGAGAUAGUACCUGAAAUAGAGAAGAAGAAUAGAGCUUAUUACUUACCACAUCAUGCUAUUCUUCGUGCCUCGAGCCUCACUACAAAGUUGCGCGUAGUUUUUGACGGAAGCGCUAAACCUGUAGACGGAAACUCACUUAACGAUGAGUUACUCAUCGGCCCCCCGCUGCAACAAGAUAUACGAGCUUUAGUAACACGGUGGAGACAACAUAAGUACUGCCUAGUAGCUGAUAUACAACAAAUGUACCGACAGAUACUUAUCUCAAAGCAAGACACUGAUUACCAGAGAAUAUUGUGGCGCGAGUCAUCGGAAGACCCGAUCAGAGAGUAUCGUUUACUUACCGUCACAUAUGGCAGUUCAUGUGCUCCAUAUCUUGCCAUCAGGACACUUCAUCAACUUGCAGAGGACGAACGUGGAGAGUUUCCUGAAGCUGAACUUCUAAAAACUGAUCUCUAUAUGGACGAUUUGAUGACGGGCUCAUCUACAAAAGAAGACACUCAACGGCUUCAACGUCGCUUAACUGAACUGUUUAAACGUGGCGGUUUUCUUCUUCAUAAGUGGUCGUCUAAUAGUGAAACGGUUUUAAGUGAGAUUCCCGAUUCGAAAAAAGCGUUAAAAGGUUCAGUGAAUAUUAAAAUGGAUGAUUCGGUGAAAGCUCUGGGCAUAGCCUGGAAACCACAAAGUGAUAUAUUAGAACUGGUAGUUAACUUACCUCGUGACAACGACGUUGUUACAAAACGAAGUGUGCUAUCUGCGAUAGCUAAAACGUUUGACCCUCUGGGUUGGCUAGCACCUUGCGUGGUUGUUUUAAAAAUAUUUAUGCAGAAGUUGUGGCUAGCCGGCCUGGACUGGGACUCUGAACUUCCUGAAGACCUGAAAACUGAAUGGCAGAAGUACCUGACUAAUUUUGAACACAUGCAGGCCAUUCAGCUUCCACAUUCCACAAUAGUUUUGGCUUGGUUGCGUAAAACUCCAAAUACUUGGACGCCAUUUGUUGGUAAUCGCACUACCGAAAUCUUGAAUGUUACGAAUAGUAGUCAAUGGCAUCAUAUUAAGUCUGCGGAUAACCCCGCGGAUUGCGCCUCACGCGGUAUCAGUCCUGACGAGCUGAUGCAGUCAAAACUGUGGUGGGAAGGUCCAGCCUUUCUUCGCGAGUCUGUUGAGAUUUGUUACCCUAAUUUCAAUAUACGAGUACCUGAAACCACAGUCGAAGCAAAACCGAGAGCAAAAGUAAAUGGCUUUUGGGACGAAUUGUGGCGAAGCACCCGGGAGCAGACGGUGUAA